AUGAGGAACCUUCUCACGGUUUGCACCGCCGCCGUUCUCGCCUCUUGCUGUCUUUGCGUGUCACUUGCUUGCGGUUUUCCUAGUUCGCUUCUCGUGUCAAGAAUGGGUUCAUGGUUUGCUUUUGCUUUGAAGAUCAAGGCCGUCAGGGACUCGUUUGAGCUCGGCAAAAGGGAGCAGGCCCCAGGAAAUGUCGACAUCGAGCUUGGAUUGCAGGGUGACCUGACUAGUUCUGCGCAGCCAGGUUUUGAGGGAUUCUACGAACAGGUCAAGGAGAUUGAAAACUUGCUCAACACAUUGACAAAGUUACUGAAGGACCUUCAGAACUCAAAUGAGGAGUCAAAAGUUGUGACGAAGGCAUCUGCGAUGAAAGAGGUAAAAAAACGCAUGGAGAAGGAUGUCAAUGAAGUGACAAAGAUUGCACGGCUUGCAAAGUCAAAAGCAGAGCAACUGAACAAAGAUAAUGCUGCGAACAGAGAAAAGCCAGGAUUUGGUAAGGGAUCAGGUGUGGACCGGUCCCGGACAACAACCACUGUUGCAUUGACAAAGAAGUUGAGAGAACGUAUACUGGAGUUUCAGACAUUACGAGAAGAAAUCCAGAAGGAAUAUCGUGAUGUAGUGGAGCGUCGUGUUUUUACUGUAACGGGCGAACGUGCUGAUGAAGAGACAAUCGACAAGCUGAUAGAAACAGGCGACGGCGAGCAAAUCUUUCAGAGAGCAAUUCAGGAGCAAGGGCGAGGAAGGGUACUGGACACACUGCAGGAGAUCCAGGAGCGCCAUGACACGGUGAAAGAGAUUGAGAGGAAGCUUCUUGAUCUGCAGCAGAUCUUCCUCGACUUGGCUGUAUUAGUUGAAGCCCAUGGUGAGAUGCUGGACAACAUUGAGACACAGGUCACAGGUGCAGUUGAACAUAUUCAGACUGGAACAAACCUUCUCCAGAAAGCAAAGAAGCUGCAGAAGAACUCGCGAAAAUGGACUUGCAUUGGCAUAAUCAUCCUCUUGAUAAUCAUCCUCAUCGUCAUCCUCUCCUUGAAACCAUGGUCGUGGGGUCUAUACCUACUGGUUUCUUGGGAGAUCGAUAACACCGAGGCAGUAGUUUCUGAACAGGCUGAAGGACGGAUCAGUUGCAUUAUAGCCUUAACUAUUUUACUCAUUCUUGCAAACAAGAGGAAGCUCCUGGAUCUGCAGCAGGUUUCAAGGACUCCUCUUUUUAUACCAGUUCAAGGUGAGAUGCUGGACAACAUUGAGAUGUGGUAG
Molecule: messenger RNA, 1254 nt
Organism: Miscanthus lutarioriparius
Lineage: Eukaryota; Viridiplantae; Streptophyta; Magnoliopsida; Poales; Poaceae
Source: the annotation of a GenBank genome assembly